AACGCUCAGUGCUUCACGAGUCUUCCUUUGCCCCUCACUACUCUGUAGUUUCUUAACAGCUGAGCUACUGAACAUCACAUCCGCAUAACUGAACGUUUACUUCCUGUGUUCUCGGUACGAGCAGGAGCGAAACAAAUCUGAGCGCAAACCCAGCGGAGAAGCGCAAUGCGGACUGCAGCUGCUCAGCCAUGAACGCGCUUUGCUGCUUUGGAGUUUGUUUUGUGAUUGCGGUGCUGGAGCUGUCGGCGGCAGGUGGCGCUGUUGGAACGGCAGUAUAUGGCAGUUUACCCAGUAUCAGCUGUAAUCAAACCAUUGUGCUUACAGGAUUUGGAGAUCUGAGGCCUCCUGAGAACGUCCGCAUCGACUCGCUCAACACCCGUUAUGUGCUGCGGUGGGACUGGCCUCACGAGACGGCCGCCAACCAGACCGUCACCUUCACUGCGCAGUAUAUAGCAGAGCAUCUCUCGCAGAAAUACGAGCACUGGAAAUCGGUGUGUGUCAGUGUUUUGGAGCAUCGCUGUGAUUUCACUGGAGCUAAACUGCAUUACCUCAACUUAUAUCAGCUGCGCGUGCGGGCCAACACGUCACGACAGUCCUCUGGCUGGGUCCAGAUUGAAUUCUGUCCUGAAAAACAUGCUGCUGUAGGUCCUCCGUCCAGCGUGAAGCUGAACCCUGUUGAAGGAGAUCUAGAGAUCAUCAUCCGCGACCCUCUGAGCAGCAAUAACGAGUCCAUGAAAAUUCUGCUGGACGACAAGCUGAGCUACCUCAUCCAGUACUGGAGGCGCUCUGAAGAUCCUCAGAUGGCUAAAUCCCAGAAGGCGAAGGACAGUGUGGUGACACUGACUGAGCUGGACAGACAGACGUGGUACUGUGUGAGAGCUCAGAGCUGGUAUUUCGAUACAUACAAAAAAUGUAACAAGAGCAGUGUCUUCAGCGACACACACUGCAUACGCACUAAAGGUCGGAUGCCGUACUGGCAGAUUGCCCUGUACAUCCUGAUUAUUCUGCUGCUGUUAUUCCUGCCGCCGCUGCUGUACUUCCGCUUUUACAAGAUGUUUAGAUCCACCUUCUGGCCAGCCAUUCAACUCCCGGAUCACAUUCAGGAGCUGUGGUUAAGUGACUCAGAGAAGCCGCAGCUGCUGGCUCCCGAGUCUCGGGAGUCUGUGUGUGAGCCGCUGGUCAUGGUCCGUGCUGUGCUGGACGCCGAGGAGGUGGACGAGCAGAGCUCGAACGCCGAGGAUCAGGACUCCAGCACGCACGGCCGACACGGCAGCGGAGACUCGGGCGUUUACUCCGCAGAGGAGGACUCCGGUCGCAGAUCCACCUCACACGCUGACCUACAGAUGAGCGUCACCAAGCACAGAGGAGAGCUGCAUGAUGGGACGCUGCAGCAGCUCUGUGCUUGAAACGGUCAACGGAUGUCAGACGCACGUGACUGUGGCUUUUUGCAGCUUUGCCUUUCUCUCUUUAAACAUCUGUCAGCUUAUUGUACAUGCAGAGACUGCAGCACUUUACUACCUUCCUACUUACCUGGUCAUUAAAGCAGGUUCUGUGAUGAGUAGUAAAUCUCUAUCACGUGCGUGCAGCCCUAGUUUUCAACAUUUCAGCCAUACUUGUCAUUUCUGUAUGUUAUCGUGCAGAUUUCUUAUCAUUCUUAUAGAAUCUUAAUUCAUUAUUGUCACUUGAUGUCUUAUUUUGUUAGCUUCAACAACAGCAGUGUUUAAAGAGAAUGAACUGUCAUUGUUCAGUUUGACGGUCUUCUCAUGUUGUUGUGCCUUUGCAAAGUUUGUUACCUUUUUCAGUGUUUAUACAAAUGUGUUUUUAUAUGUAUGCAUUCUGUACAUUUUGUAACAAGAUAUUUGAGAUUUUGCAUUUUAGUUUUAUAAAGUAGGGAUGCCCGAUAUUAUUGGACUGAUAUCGGAAUCGGCCGAUAAUGGCUUUAAAUGUAAAUAUCGGCAUCGGCCCCAAAUGAAAAAUUAUGCUGGUAUGUCUUGCCGAAAAGAGGAAUAUGUUAACUCACAUGUGCUGAGGGUGUGUUAGGGAUUAGAUCAUGUCAGCAGUGUGGCUCAUUCCUGAAGCAAAGUUUUGCCUGAAUGGUGAGUAGAUUUACUGUUUUGGAUCGCUGCAUUCAAUGCAGAGAAUGCACGUACAUGAUGUGUUCGGUACAUGGGCGUCGGAAGCAAAAUAAAUGUGGGUGGGUCCUCCCCCCCAAA
Labeo rohita (rohu) is the source of this 2213-nucleotide messenger RNA. Its product is annotated as interferon alpha/beta receptor 1b. Bases 189 to 1406 code for a protein of 405 amino acids. NCBI's taxonomy places the organism in Eukaryota, Metazoa, Chordata, Actinopteri, Cypriniformes, Cyprinidae. The transcript is spliced from 8 exons. The record is from RefSeq and is a predicted model, not a curated record. Gene Ontology annotation, molecular function: protein binding; interferon receptor activity.